Messenger RNA from Panicum virgatum (switchgrass), 1401 nucleotides. RefSeq names its product peroxidase P7-like. NCBI's taxonomy places the organism in Eukaryota, Viridiplantae, Streptophyta, Magnoliopsida, Poales, Poaceae. The transcript has 3 exons. Gene Ontology annotation, biological process: hydrogen peroxide catabolic process; response to oxidative stress. The record is from RefSeq and is a predicted model, not a curated record. Gene Ontology annotation, molecular function: heme binding; peroxidase activity. The coding region runs from base 143 to 1123 and encodes 326 amino acids.
ACAGCCCUGCUCCCUCCCUCCUCAUCAGCAGCCACUGCUGCAAUCUUCCUUCUGCUGGUUGCUUUUUCAGUGUCUCUCUCAGUACCAAGCUAGCUUCUUGUGUCGUAGCAGUACUUCUUGCAAUUGCAAGUUGCGAGAAAUAAUGGCGACGGCAGUGAGGUGCUUGCUGAUGACGGUCGCCGUGGUGCUGGCUCCCCUCCUCGCCGGCGGCGGCGUGGCUGCCGGCGGGCCGCUGUCGACGAGCUUCUACAGCAAGAGGUGCCCGAGCGUGCAGGGCAUCGUGCGGGCGGGGAUGGCGUCGGCCGUGGCGGCGGAGCGGCGCAUGGGCGCGUCCAUCCUCCGCAUGUUCUUCCACGACUGCUUCGUAAAUGGCUGCGACGCGUCCAUCCUGCUCGACGACACGCCGACCUUCACCGGCGAGAAGAACGCCGGGCCCAACGCCAACUCCGUGCGCGGCUACGAGGUCGUCGACGCCAUCAAGGCCCAGGUCGAGGCGGCCUGCAACGCCACCGUCUCCUGCGCCGACAUCCUCGCCCUCGCCGCCCGCGACGCCGUCAACCUCCUCGGCGGGCCGACGUGGACGGUGUACCUCGGCCGCCGCGACGCGCUGACGGCGAGCCAGAGCGACGCCAACGCCAACCUCCCCGGCCCGGGCUCCAGCCUCGCCACGCUCGUCUCCAUGUUCGGCGGCAAGGGCCUGUCGCCGCGGGACAUGACGGCGCUCUCCGGCGCGCACACCGUCGGGCAGGCCCGGUGCGCCACGUUCCGCGACCGCAUCUACACGGAAAGCAACAUCAACGCCACCUUCGCGGCGCUCCGGCAGCAGACGUGCCCGCAGCAGGCCGGCGGCGGCGGCGACGGCAACCUGGCGCCCAUCGACGCGCAGACCCCCGAGGCGUUCGACAACGCCUACUACCGGAACCUGAUGAGCGGGCAGGGGCUGUUCCACUCGGACCAGGAGCUCUUCAACGGCGGGUCGCAGGACGCGCUGGUGCGGAAGUACGGCGGCAACGCCGGGAUGUUCGCCGCCGACUUCGCCAAGGCGAUGGUGAGGAUGGGCGCCAUCAGCCCGCUCACGGGGGCGCAGGGGGAGGUCAGGCUCAACUGCAGGAAGGUCAACUAGCGUCAACUGCUGGAGGAUGCAUGGAUCAUCAACAAAGACAAGAACAGUUGUGUGUGUUGCAGUACAAGUUGGUCCAACUCGGUCGAUUGGUCGGGUUCUGAGUAGCGAGCAGCCAAAAUGGCUGUUUGGUAGGCUUGUUUGUGCAAUUGUUUCUGAUCACCCUUGCUUGCUACGUGGCAGGAAUAAUCCUGCAUACAGUUCUUUAUUGUUGGGAAAUGUAAUUUCUACAUGUGAAGUACGUAAGUGCUUUAUCUAUGAAUCAAGAAUCUUUUUCUUUC